AUGAUCCUCAAGCGCGUCUCGAUCAACCUGAUGCAACUGGUUGCGCUUUCAAGCGUUGUGUUUGCAUCGGAAACGCGGUGGAGUGUUUUGUCGUGGAUGUCGAGCAGUGUUUGCACUUUGAUCGUCUUCCCGUCCGCCACCCAGCAAUGGUCGUUGCUCGGCUUGAAUCUGUGGCCAAGCCAGACCAUCGAGGAGCCUUCGAACGGAUUCGAUUUGAGCGGAAAUCCAAUUUCGAGGGUUCUGAACUUCUUUCCCACCCCGGUGCAAGAGGAGUGCCUAUCCCGGGACAAACGACGACAGGGCGUAUGCAUGAACACGUAUGAGUGCCGCAUUCAACGGGGGAAGUCCCAUGGACGGUGCGCGCUCGGGUUCGGCGUGUGCUGCAUAUUCACAGCAAGUUGCGAGAAGGAGGUGCAAAAUAACCUGACUUACGUGAUCAGCCCUGGUUUCCCCAACCUCAUUGACUGGCCCAUGAACUGUUCAGUGGUUGUGCGGAAGAUCGAUAGGCAGGUCAGCCAGCUAAGGAUCGAUUUCGUCCACUUCAACAUAGGUCAACCUAACUCUAGGACGGGCGUAUGUGACGAUGACAUCAUGGAAAUCAGAAAUGGCAGGAGCGUGUUUCAAAUGUGCGGCUGGAACAGCGGCCAGCAUUUGUACAUAGACCUGGACGAAGACGACGAGCCACUGACGUUGGACUUCCGGUUGCCCAGUGGUCUCCAGUCGAGAAUGUGGGAGAUGAGGAUCGUUCAGUUGGAUUUCGAGCAGCGUGCGCCGACAGGCUGUCUCCAGUACUACCAAGGUUUCAACGGCACCCUGAAGACGUUCAACUUUCUGUCGAACGGCAGAUUUCUGGCCGAUCAGGAUUAUCUUCUGUGUAUUCGUCAGGAGAGAGGGAUGUGCGGGAUCGCUUACGUACCCUGUUCUCCGGAUUCGUUCCGUAUCGGACCACCCAGGAUGCAGAUUCUGAACAACACGAGUUUCAAUUCGUCGACGAUCGGCGAGAGUUCUGACUUGAAUUCAACAGCCACGAAUGCGGUGAACGUAGUAGAGUCCACGAACAACACGGAAGCGGACGUCGAGGGAUCAGGGUCGAAUCCAAUGGGGGAAGCUGGGACUAUGAUUAAUGCGACCACUCCGAUGGACCAGGAAGUCAGUGCGUCGACCAAUACGGUUUAUGGGCAGGAACGGUGCAGGGACAGGGUGCUCAUUCCUUGCGACUUCGAGGAGUUUAUCACGCCUGGCAACAACGAAGCUGGGAUUUGCAACCUUGAACAUUGCGGUAACUCGUUGUGCGAUCGGAACGAGCUGGACGAAGAAGGGAAUUGCCGCGUGGAAACGUGGGCAACGCCCUUUCGCAUCAGGGUGGCUUUUGGUCCUGGACAGGACACAGGGACCACACUGGAGGACAAUAUUGGUAUGUGUCUCAUGUACGAACAACUGCCUUGUAUAGCUUGA
Messenger RNA from Habropoda laboriosa, 1455 nucleotides. RefSeq lists its product as uncharacterized. The coding region runs from base 1 to 1455 and encodes 484 amino acids. The record is from RefSeq and is a predicted model, not a curated record. The transcript has 6 exons. NCBI's taxonomy places the organism in Eukaryota, Metazoa, Arthropoda, Insecta, Hymenoptera, Apidae.